Molecule: messenger RNA, 3115 nt
Organism: Carassius auratus (goldfish)
Lineage: Eukaryota; Metazoa; Chordata; Actinopteri; Cypriniformes; Cyprinidae
Exons: 7
Coding region: 22-2814 (930 amino acids)
Biological process (GO): DNA integration; DNA recombination
Molecular function (GO): DNA binding
Source: RefSeq, a predicted model, not a curated record
GCUUUUUUUCAUUGUUUUCAGAUGUCACCUGUCAAAGAGCAUGUGUUGAAUGAGGAGCAGAGCUUUUGUGCCCCAGUUGAAGGAGUUAAGGAGGUCUGCAGACAUGUUGUGGUCACUUCAGCAAUAUCAAGCAUGGAUAAAUGUGCUGAAUGUGUGGGACCUGUUGCAGCUCUCAAGUGGAUUGGCCUGAGAUGUAAAUUGUGCUCCAGUUUUUGGCAUAAGUCCUGCUAUCUGAAGCUUCAUGAAUGGGAUGGAAGACGGUCAUCGUGUGAAGUAAGUUCAGAGGAAGAUGAGCUGUCAGAUGAGGAUUACAUACCUCAGUCAGAGUCAGACCAUCAGUCAGACAGUUCAGAUGAGUUGACAACAAGACCAGCACGUUACGACCAAGCUAAACUCUUAGAUAUACAGGAAGCUGCGUCAUCUAAGUUUAGUGAACAUCUGAGAUCAGAUGUAACUACCCUGAAUGUGUCUAAGGGCAAAGGAAAAGGAGUCCUGAAGGUCAUGGAAGCAGCAAGUGUGUAUGAUGAGUCUGAUUUAAUGUGUCAUGAGGAGCAGUUUACUGAUUUUGAGACAGACAGUGAAUCAGACUUUCCCAGAAAGCAAGACUCAGUGGUAUGCAGGUCAACAGAUGUGCUUAUGUCAUCACCUCAAUCACACAAUAGUAAGCUUUUGGAUUCAAAAAGCACAGUAACAUUGAGAGAAGAGAGGGAACGCAGCAUGGCUGGAGGUGAUCAUUGUGUGCAGUCACCAAAAAUCUCCUGUUCAGCAAAUAGGAAGAAUUAUUGUUACAUCUGUGGGAAACCUCAGUCCAAGUUAGCGCGCCAUUUGAAAACUCAUAUGGCUGAAGUUGAAGUUGUUCAGGCUUUGUCACUCCCAGUUCACUCAAAAGAACGUAAAGCAAUGCUGCAAAAGCUCAGGAACAAGGGCAACUUUCAGCAUAACACUGACGUUUUACAGUCUGGAGAGGGGGCUCUUAAAAUAAAACGAGCACCAAAAAGAAAGUGUGAUUCAAAGCAGUUUUUGCAUUGCAUGUACUGCAAAGGGUUGUUUGUACGGAGAGAUCUGUGGCGUCAUUUAAAAAGAUGUCCCUCAAAACCAGCAGCUGACAGUGAAGAGCAAGGGAGGAGGAGAGUCUUGGGCCUGGCAUCUAUGGCAGAGUCUUCAUUCAGUCAGCACAUAUCACAAGGAGUUUGGAAACUCUUAGGUGUGAUGAAGCAGGAUGACAUUUCCGCUGUGGUCAAAAAUGACCUGAGUAUUCUUCAGCUUGCACAGUCGUUUUUUAACAAACAUGGUCAUGACCCUACCAAAUUUGAGUAUAUUCGACAAAAACUCCGUGAAGUUGGAAGAUUGUUGCUGACUUUGCGUAGACAGUUUUCUGUGUACAGUCUUGAAGAAGCUCUGAAACCUGCCAAUUUUCAUAGACUUAUUCGAGCGGUUCAAAUGGUGUCUGGCUAUGAUGAUGAGAGCCACUGCUACCAAAGCCCAAGCCUUGCCCUGAAACUGGGGCAUUCGUUGAAUAAGAUUUGUGAAAUCAUUCAGUGCCGAGCACUGAUGUCUGAAGACAAGGAAUUGAUCUCAUCAACAGAGACCUUCAAAAAGCUCUACUCCUCAAAGUGGUCUGAGAUGAUCUCACACACUGCUUUGGUGACACUGAAUGAGGCCAAAUUUAACAAGCCAUCAACACUUCCCUUCACCCAGGAUGUCCAGUCUCUUCAUCAGCUCCUUGAGAAGACUGCAGAUACUGCUUUUCAUAAACUACAAGAGACUGCAUCUCCUCAAAGCUAUGCAGAACUGGCCAAAGCAACACUCACCAGAAUCAUUGUUUUCAACCGCAGACGUGCAGGAGAGGUCUCUAAAAUGCCGCUGAAGGCUUUCAAUGAAAGGGACGGCACUUCUCUCCAUGAAGAUGUAGCGAUGGGCCUGAGCAAGUUUGAGCAGAAACUCUGCAGCCAUUUCAGUCGAGUUGAGAUCAGGGGGAAGAGGGGAAGAAAGGUUGCGGUUCUUCUCUCUCCUGAUAUGGUCGAUGCCCUGAUGCUACUGGUCAGCAGGAGAGGUACAUGUGGAGUGCUAGACACUAAUACUUUCUUGUUUGCUCGGCCAAACUGCCAGAGUUACUACAGAGGCCAGGACUCUCUGAGGGUAUAUGCAAGGGAAUGUGGAGCUCAAAAUCCAGAAUUUCUCAGAUCCACUCAUCUUCGCAAGCACGUGGCUACGCUCUCUCAAAUCCUAAACCUGAAAAACAACGAGUUAGAUCAGGUUGCUGAUUUCUUAGGGCAUGACAUCCGUGUCCACCGUGACUAUUACAGACUGCCAGAAGCCACUACUCAGCUUGCUAAAAUAUCAAAGCUACUGUUAGCCAUGGAAAAGGGCUGCCUUCCUAAUCUUCAAGGCAAAUCCCUUGAUGACAUUGAGAUUGAAGAUGAGAUCAACAUGACCGAUUCUGAUGACAGUGAUCCUGAAGAAAGUGAAUCUGAUGAUGAGGCUCUUGCUGGAGCUGCGGGAAACUCCAGUAAUGCUGGUGUUCAGAAGAUGCCCAUUGAGAGCACCACUGAACUUCCUGAAGAGAGUGAGAGUGAGGCAGAAACUGAAAACCCACGGAGAGGGCAGAAGGUGUCCUGGUCAAACGCUGAAGUUACAGCUGUAAUGAAACAUUUUAAGGGCCACAUAGCUAAAGGAAAACUGGCCACACUGACUGAAUGCCAGCAGUGUAAAUCUGCUGAGGAUCCUGUUUUGGUGAGACGCAGUGCACAGAACAUAAGGGAUUUUGUAAGAAAUCGAGGAAUUAGCUUAAAAAGGAAAACCCAAAGCAAGUGAUGUUACAGUACAUUUUGUGUGUUCUUGAUGCCAUUCAAUUAACAUUAGCACUUUGGCUGUUGUUUUUAUUUCCCAUAGUGCAAUACUGUUAUGGCAGCAAUUCAUACGAAUAUCUCCUUGUAGAAAUCGAGGUUGACUGUUAGUUUGUCAAAAAUUACAAAAUUGUGUCAAUUUCUCAUUGAUUUUUGGAUGACCUGUCCCUUAAAGAGAAUUUAACUUCCAGAAUGAAAACUGUCAUCAUGUACUCACCCUCCACUUGAUCCAGCCCUGCAUCAGUUUCUUUCUUCUGUUGAACACAAAA